AUGUCGGAAUUUCAAGGAUAUAAAGUUCUAAUACAAAUUAUAUUAAUUGCAAUGUUGCUGAACUCGGUCAUGAGUAUGCCGCAGGAUACAAUCACAACAAUAAAACCUGGACGUUAUGUACCCGAAUUACAUGGUGGUCUCCGUGGCAAAUGGGUUCCAGACGAUAGCGGCAAAUAUGUACACAUACAUCGUCCCUAUGAUGGCGGUUAUGGUGAUCGUGGCCUUAAAUAUGUACACGAUGCUAGUGGCAAUAUUUUCGUUGUUAAAUCCGAUGGUGGUCCUGGCAUAUUGCCCUUAAGCGAAAAGGAUCGUUUGCGCUUCAUGGUCGAUUUUAAUUACGAAGGUAGUGGUUGGCAGAUAAUUAAAUUCGAAUGGCUGAAGGACGGUGAUGAAAGUCAUCAAUUUAAUUUCGUCAACGAAAAUCAAUUGUUUAGCGGAAAUAAUGGUAAUGGCAGAGCCUAUUCACCACCUGCUGAUGAUGACAGUGAAUCGGUAACUAAGGGAACUGAUGAAGAAAGUGAUGCUCACAUUGAUGGAGAAUACGACAAAGUCAAGGGUUACGACUAUUCAGUUACGGAUAAUAAAGAUAAAUCGAAUAAUGAAAACCUGAAGAACGCCAUCAAAGAUGUUUUGGAAUAUAUAGAAGUGAAUAUCUUGCCAACAUUGUAA
This is a messenger RNA of Musca vetustissima, 669 nucleotides long. RefSeq lists its product as uncharacterized. Lineage: Eukaryota; Metazoa; Arthropoda; Insecta; Diptera; Muscidae. The coding region runs from base 1 to 669 and encodes 222 amino acids. The transcript has 2 exons. The record is from RefSeq and is a predicted model, not a curated record.